Messenger RNA from Melitaea cinxia (Glanville fritillary), 3864 nucleotides. RefSeq names its product ras GTPase-activating protein 1 (gene vap). Gene Ontology annotation, molecular function: protein binding. NCBI's taxonomy places the organism in Eukaryota, Metazoa, Arthropoda, Insecta, Lepidoptera, Nymphalidae. The record is from RefSeq and is a predicted model, not a curated record. The transcript is spliced from 20 exons. Bases 1 to 2799 code for a protein of 932 amino acids. Gene Ontology annotation, biological process: regulation of GTPase activity.
AUGGCUGAUCUUAUUCGUGCUAUGGGAGCGCCUAUAGGACCCCCUAUAAAGGAUAAGUUGGGUUCGCCGUCGACGGAAUCCGAGGACGGUGGUGCUGAUAUAGGAGAGUUAGCAGCGGAUUUAGAGUUGGAUGAAGCUGAUGGACCUAGUACCAACGGUGAGCGUCAAGCUGUACUUGCACCACCAGAAACUGAAUGGUAUCAUGGUCGUUUGGAUCGAUACACCUCUGAAGAAAGACUCUGGGCAGCAGGCAAGCAUGGAAGUUAUCUAGUGCGUGAAAGUGAUCGCAAACCAGGGUCAUAUGUAUUAAGUUACUUGGGUCGUACAGGAAUUAAUCAUUUUAGAAUAACUGCAGUAUGUGGUGAUUACUAUAUUGGAGGUCGUCAAUUCGACUCCUUGACUGAGUUAGUGGGAUUUUAUAGUCACUGCUCUGAUCUACUGAAACGCGAGCGUUUGGUAGAACCCAUACCUCCACCUGAACCAGUUAAUGACAAAAAGCGUGUAGUGGCGAUUUUACCUUACACUAAGAUGCCCGACACAGACGAGUUGACCUUCCAGAAGGGCGACAUAUUCUUCGUACAUAACGACAUGGGCGAUGGCUGGUUGUGGGUCACCGCACACAGAACGGGUGAGCAAGGAAUGAUCUUUCGUGAGCUAGUCGAGGAUCUAGAUCCCUCUAUCGACCCAAAUACCGUGUUCUCUUGGUUUCAUCCCAACUGCACCAAGAGCGAGGCUGUGGAUAUGCUCGUUAAAGCUGGACCUGGGAGCUUCUUAGUCAGACCCUCUGACAAUUCUCCUGGGGAUUACUCCUUGUUCUUCCACAUAAACAAUCAGAUUCAAAGAUUCAGGAUAGAAAAGAAGGGGGUGCGGUACUUGAUGGGAGGGAGGACGUUCGAAUGCUUGGAUGCGGUCAUUAACCGAUACAGAAAAGAGCAAAUUGUUGAAGGACACACUCUUGGACAACCUUUAAUCGCUGAAGGUCAUCAAAUAGAGCUCCAACAAAACGCAACUGGGGCUGCCGCUGAGAAAAUAUAUGCGACACUAAGGGAAUGUAGGGAUCAAAUUGGACUCAAAAAGAUGAAGGGCAUUAAACACCAAGGGUACUUGCAUAAGAAGUCAGACAAAGGGGCCAAGAAGUGGAAGGCGCUUUAUUUCGUUCUUCUGCAAGAAGGGACUGAUACCCAUCUCUAUUUCUAUGACUCUCCGAAGCGAACUAAGCCUAAGGGGCUGAUUGAUCUCUCCUGUGCAUAUUUAUAUCAGGUUCACGAGUCGCUGUGGGAGCGCGAGUUCUGCUUCCAGCUGGUGGAGCGCGCCCUGCCGUGCCUGUCCACGCACACGUUCCUGGCGGCGGGCGCGGCGCACGAGCUGCGCGCCUGGCUCGACGCGCUGCGCCCGCUCUGCGUGCCGCAGCAGGCGCGACACCACUGCAAGGUGGCGCGCGUGGUGUGGCUGCGAGCGCUGCGCGUGCGCUGCGUGACGGCGCACCGGCUGCCCGCGCGCCUGGCGCCGCGCCCGCACCUGCGCCUGGCGCUCGGCGCCGCGCCCGUGGCGCGCACCCGCCCCAAGCCCUCGCCCGACCCGCACUGGGACGACGAGUUCGUCUUCGACGACGUACCUCCAGAUGUAACAUCGUUUACCAUUACGGUACAUAACACUGGCAAGAGAGGAAAAGAAUCCGAAGUUGCAGAACUAACAAUUGAAUUAGCCAACUUAGCUAAUGGCGAAGAAAUCGAAGAAUGGUAUCCACUAGCGGGCAUGACUCCCAUUGGGGAAUGGGGCUCUUUAAGACUUCGUAUAAGAUAUAUGCAAGAAUUGGUUAUGCCUCGUGAAGAAUACAACCCGCUACGACAGUUGUUACUGGAGCCGGGCUUACCGGCAGUGAAGGCGCUGGCUGACUUGUGCCGCACUGACAGACAACCUUUAGCAACAUCGGUGCUGCAUGCGUUCUCGGAGUGUGGGCGCGGCGCAGAACUGGCUCGCGAACUGGCGGCGGCCGAGGUGACGCGCGAGCCCGACCACCGCGCGCUGUUCCGCGCCGCCUCGCUCGCCACCGCCGUGAUCGACGAGUUCAUGCACGCGCUCUGCAAGCCCUUUCUGCAGGCAGCUAUAGCAGAAACAGUUCAAAAACUGAUCGACGCAAAACAGUCAGCUGAAUUGAAUCCAACAAAAAUGGACUCUCCUGACGAUGCCUGCAAUAAUGCUGAGUUUCUACUUAUGAUUCUUGAUCAGAUAACACUGUCAAUAUUCACAUCUCCGGAGGCGUGUCCGCGACCCAUCCGAUACUUGUGCGGUUGCCUUCAGCGCGCUGCCGUCACUAAGUGGCCCAAUGAGAGAUUCGUGAGAACCAGAGUUGUAUCAGGGUUCAUCUUCCUGCGGCUCAUCUGCCCGGCGCUGGUGGAGCCGCGCGCGUGGGGGCUGACGGCCGGCGCGCCGCCGCCGCACGCCCAGCGCUCGCUGCUCAUGGUGGCCAAGUGCCUGCAGAACCUCGCCAACCUCGUCGAGUUUGGAGCCAAGGAACCUUAUAUGGAAGUCGUUAAUCCUUUUAUUCUUAAGAACAAGGAACGAAUGGUUGUGUUUUUGGACCAAUUAAGUUCGGUGCAAGAUCCCGGGAACGCUCCGACAAACUCCAGCAACAAUUUUGAUAUUGCAAAAGAGCUAGCUACUAUCCACCACAUUUGCGUCUCGCAUUUGACUGAACUUCAGAACUUGGCUAAGACUCAGUCGGCUAUCAGGAAGUUGGUGACGGUGACUGAAAUGCUUACUAAACACAAGCACAAGUAUCUCGAAAUGAUCAGAUAGAAUAAAUCUUAAUUGAUAACAGGGUAAAACAAUAACAGGACAGCGAUAGCAUUAGUUCGUGAUUCUCCGCGCGGGACUGAAUUCUUAGUCGUACUUGUGUAGUCAUUCUUAGCUUUAGCUUCGUCUUAGUUUAUUUAAUAAUUUUAAUACACAAAACAUCAUACCCGAGCUUUCUCGUGCCAAACACGUCUUUUCAGUUUGUUAUUUUAACUUUUUGUUUAACAAAUCUUAAUUUCACUGUUCAUUUAGAAUAUUUUAGGUGGAGUUGAACAAAAUAGCUCUCUAGUAUAUAAGAAGUAUUUAUUUUUGUUAUCGAUUACAAUAUUCAUUUGCUUAUAAUUUUAAUGAAGUAUACACCUGGCUCAAUCAUGUUAACACUAGCUGUAACUUAAUUCAUUAACCGAACACGUGAUAUACAUUUGAACGAUUUGUGGGUAGUCCACAAUAGAAUCAGACUCUUGUAGUAUCCAAUUAGUCUAGGAGGUUAGAGAGGAGAGAGUAAAACGUAAUAUAUAGAAAUCGAGUAUAAAAAUUAUGCAAUAAAUAAACGUAAAUGGUAAUUUUGCUAAAAUUUUUGUACGUGAUCCUUUUUAUACCAAUUACCUCGCCUCGGUACGAGUGAAUGUAUUAAGAUCACUCGGAAUUAAGUCUGGGAGUAAUAUACUUGUUACAUCUUGUGAGUAUUACAUUAGAUUUAUAUAUUUUACUAUAUCCAUGCUCGAAAUUCAUUAAGUCUAGGUAUAAUUAUGUAGUAAUAAGAUGAUUCGACCGUCAAUCGCGAAACACCAAAAACAUUUUAGUAUGAAGAAUUGAAUGUGAUAGAUCUUUGUCUGAGUAGAAAUUAGAUAAACGUGUAUGCGAGUCCUUUUUUUUCUUGCGAAAUUACUGCACAAUUCUACGAUUUAUUCUCUGUGAUAAAAAUUAAAGCAAAUCAAUAUUUCAAAAUUUGAUUUACUGUUACUUACAUUCUUCUUGCAUUUAUGAGUUUAUAACGGUUGUAUUAUUACGUGUAACACGAUAUUGGUUCUUUGUUUAAAGAAAAAAAUAUACUGUUUAUCUGUUGUA